Brenthis ino (lesser marbled fritillary) is the source of this 1833-nucleotide messenger RNA. The record is from the annotation of a GenBank genome assembly. Lineage: Eukaryota; Metazoa; Arthropoda; Insecta; Lepidoptera; Nymphalidae.
AUGGUUUUUGGAAGUAAAACAAUUGCACAUCUUUCAACAGGAGUACGUGUUAUGGAUUUAACACAAACUGUUAAAUUUGAGAGGACAGUUACAAUCGCAAAGAUAUCACAUGACUCGAUAAUUGGCCAAUUCAAGAUGGUGGACACACAGCACUUCUGCCUCCGGUGGAACAACUACCAGAGUAGCAUUACCAGCGCGUUCGAGAAUCUUCGGGAUGAUGAAGACUUCGUGGAUGUCACCCUCGCGUGUGACGGGAAGAGCCUUAAAGCACAUAGGGUCGUGCUGUCAGCUUGUAGUCCAUAUUUCCGGGAACUACUUAAAUCAACUCCAUGCAAGCAUCCAGUAAUUGUGCUGCAAGACGUGGCGUUCGCAGACCUGCUUGCACUGGUCGAGUUCAUAUAUCACGGGGAAGUGAAUGUUCAUCAACGAAGCCUCUCGUCGUUCCUCAAGACCGCGGAGGUCCUUCGCGUAUCCGGACUCACUCAAAAUGAUGACAAUCAAGGGAGCCUCGUUCAAAGCGUCGCACGCGCAACCGCAGCGGCAGCCUCAUCUCCCCACACUCCUCCUCACCCUGCACACACUCCCCAGGCCCCUCACACCCCUACUUACUCUGAAAAGCUGGAGGAAGCCCUCCUACAUCCCCCAUCGUCCAUAAUGCGUCGUAUCCUUCCUCCUCGCCGCAUGUCCCGCUCCGCUGACAACUCCCCGGACGUCAUUAAACGAGCUCGUCACGACAAUAAUAACGACCAACCUCAGAUCCACGACUUUUCCACAAAAAAUCACUCUAUGGUCAAUAACACUCGUGCCCAUGAACAAGGGAAUAAUGGCAACGGGAUAUGCAACUCAAGUUCGUCUCCUUCUCCGAGGCUCAUGGAUGAAGUCAAAAAUGAACCCCUGGAACUGAUGUGCCCAUCGAACCCGGAUAUCGACAGGAGUACAGAUGACACGCCGCCGCAUUCUCAUCACCGACCACUCGGAGGCCCACCGUCACGCGCGAGCUCGGCCGAAGCAGACGACCGCACUCCGCCACCCCAGCUGCCGACGUCGCCGUUUAUAACGCCCGCCGAUACAAAGCUUUUCGCAUCGCAACAUAACUACAACUAUGGCAUGACGGCUCUCACUGAUGCUUCCUUGGCCGGUCUGUCCAGCCCGCUGACUCCGGACUUGGCGGGCACAUCUCAAGGUGGCGCCCGCACCCCCCAGGAAGAGUACCGAUGCGAGCCCUGUAACAAGAGCUUGUCUUCCCUGACCCGGCUCAAACGUCAUAUCCAAAACGUUCACAUGCGACCCUCCAGGGAACCCGUUUGUAACAUUUGCCGGCGGGUUUACUCCAGCCUGAAUAGUUUGAGAAACCACAAGUCGAUCUACCACCGCAAGCAGCAACCGCCCUCCGGCCAGGGUUCGAAAUUUGCCACGAGUGGCACACUGUGCCAAUUGGUUCCAAACUGGGACCCGUCGAGACGGUCGCUGUGGUGUUGGUAUGUAGGGUUGUUUGGACCCGAGACUAAUGCGCUAAUGUUGGUCGUUAUGUGUGGCGCAGUGGGGCCGCUGGGGACGGGUCACCGUUGCGAGGUGUGCGGCAAGCUGCUGUCGACGAGGCUCACGCUCAAGCGUCACACUGAGCAACAACACCUGCAGCCGCUCCAUUCGGCCCGGUGCACCCUCUGCCACAAGGUGUUCCGCACCCUGAACUCCCUCAACAACCACAAGAGCAUCUACCACCGCCGCCAGCGUGCGACCCAACAGCAGCCGCAGAACCUCUCGGCGGAGGCUAAGCUGCCGACCACUCAACCAAACAUCGACUUCUACAAGUUCAAAGAUCAGUUUAACGUC